Molecule: messenger RNA, 3472 nt
Organism: Tetranychus urticae (two-spotted spider mite)
Lineage: Eukaryota; Metazoa; Arthropoda; Arachnida; Trombidiformes; Tetranychidae
Gene: babo
Product: TGF-beta receptor type-1 babo
Biological process (GO): cell surface receptor protein serine/threonine kinase signaling pathway; cellular response to growth factor stimulus; protein phosphorylation
Cellular component (GO): plasma membrane; signaling receptor complex
Molecular function (GO): ATP binding; transmembrane receptor protein serine/threonine kinase activity
Source: RefSeq, a predicted model, not a curated record
UCUUCAUCAUUGAGCAGCAUUAGUCGAUUUGCCUCUUUUUAUUAUUGUUAUUCUUGCUAACCUUUAUCAGGUUUUUGGUUAAUUAAUAAUGUGAAUUAAUUAUUUUAAUUUUUUAUUCAACUGAUUCUGGGUGUAUUAUAUAACAGUGAACCCUAAGAAAGGGUAAAAAUAGAGAAACUAAAAGCUUUCUCUUGGUUUUUUUCUUCAUCUCCAUCUUUAAAAUAAUCACAGCAAAACAACAACAACAACAACAGUAACAGCAGCAACAACAACAUUACCAAACCAUCAUCACCCUUUUUGUCAUCAUUCUCAUUUAAUCAAAAUGUCAAAUUUAACUGAUAUUAAGUGUUUGUGUAAAAAUUUACCGACCUGUGGAACCGAUGAAUCAUGUAUAACGGAUGGUAUGUGUUAUACAUCGGCCCAAAUGAGUAAAGAUGGUUCAAUAAGCUAUGAAUUUGGUUGCGUGGCCUACAAUAAGCUAUUUCCACCAGAUAAACCUUUUUGGUGUGAGAAAGUAGUUGGUACACAACCUGAGUAUCCUCGUCAAAUAGAAUGCUGCAAAAAUAUAGAAUAUUGUAAUCGUAAUCUACAGCCUACUCUACAGCAUAACCCAGCUCUGCCUUCAACAUUACAAGAUUCUCAGCUUUCACUGGAUGUUUUCAAAAUCGUCCUAAUGAUUGCGAUACCUUGUAUCUUUGUGUUAACUCUUGUGAGUGUAUAUUUUGUCCGUAAACGUACCCGGGAUCAGAAAACAUGGCGAUAUCGUUCUGAUCCUGAUGGCAGCUUAACUUCGGGUGAACCUCUCAUUCAAUCACAAGGCAGCUCAAUCAAAGAUCUCAUUGAAAAUACCAGUUCAGGGUCAGGAUCAGGCCUUCCAUUGCUGGUCCAGCGUACUAUUGCCCGCCAAAUUCAACUUGUCGAGAGUAUCGGUAAAGGUCGGUAUGGUGAAGUGUGGAAAGGACAAUGGCGAGGUGAAUCAGUGGCAGUUAAAAUAUUUUCAUCUCGAGAUGAACGAUCAUGGUUUCGUGAAGUUGAAAUUUAUCAAACAAUUAUGUUACGACAUGAUAACAUUCUUGGUUUUAUUGCAGCUGACAACAAAGACAAUGGUACUUGGACACAGCUUUGGCUUGUUACUGAUUAUCAUGAAAAUGGGUCUUUGUACGACUAUUUGUAUAAAAAUACCGUCGAUGCUGCCGGUGUCGCUCGUAUGGCCUAUUCUAUUGCCAAUGGCCUUUCUCAUUUACACAUGGAAAUACAAGGAACUCAGCACACUUUGCGAAAAACUGAGCAAGGAAAACCGGCAAUUGCCCAUCGAGAUCUCAAAAGUAAAAACAUCCUUGUUAAAUCAAACGGAACUUGUGCUAUUGCCGAUCUUGGGUUAGCUGUAAGAUAUGAUUCGGACAAUGAUUCGGUCGAUAUUCCACCAAAUCCUCGAGUUGGUACUAAACGCUAUUUAGCUCCCGAAGUUCUCGAUGAAACAAUGAAUCCAAAUCAAUUUGAUGCGUAUAAAAGAGCCGACAUUUACGCACUUGGACUUGUCUUUUGGGAAAUCUCGCGGAGAUGUAAUAUUGAUGGUGUUUACGAAGAUUAUCAAUUACCCUAUUAUGAUAUGGUGCCUUCUGAUCCAUCUAUUGAAGAAAUGCGAAAAGUGGUUUGCAUUGAUAAGGCUAGGCCAGCAAUUCCGAUAAGAUGGCAAUAUAAUGAGACUCUGCGUGUGAUGUCUCGUCUAAUGAAAGAGUGUUGGUAUGCCAAUGCUGCAGCUAGAUUAACAGCUUUAAGAGUAAAGAAAAGUAUUGCUGCUAUUGAUGCUCAAGAGGAUCUCAGAAUGAACGUGUGAAGUGACCAAAAUCACCACAAAAUUAAUUUUAGAGAAGGAAAAGGUGCACGAACUUAUAUAAAAUGUACAGUUCAAGGUGUAGUUAUCAUCAUUGAUCAGAAUUUGUGCGCCCAUUUCAUUUCUCUUCGGUUUUCAAUCAACUCUGGACAUAAAUCAACUUAACGUGGACUCCCUGAAUCCGAAAAUGUAAAAUUUCGCAUAAAUAUUGCUAUAUAUUUAUAAAUAUUUACUUUUUACCUUGUGUUCACAACUCAUGGAGAGAUGGAAACACGAAAAAAAAACAAAAGGAGAAAAGAGAAAAGGAAAGGAAUGCAUUUGAUGACAAUUGAUCAUCACAAAGAGAGACAAAUGUUAUGGAUGGUGAAUCGAGAGUUAAUAAUCAACAAAUAUACACUUGAUGAAUUCCAUACAAAAAAUCCAAUUGAAUGGCAAGAAGAACAUGAAAAAUUUUUGUUAAUCAAUUUUAUUAUUAACUUUCCUCCCUAUGAUUGUGACUUCUGCUUUACAAGGACGGGUUAUACUGCUGUUUUACCUCAAAACUCUCACAACUCUUUUUUUCUGACUCCAGGAAAACCUUAAACCAAUCAUGUUGAUGUAAAUCUUUGAUUUCAUUGCUACUGUUUCUCAUCAUCCACCAAUCUCACUGCGAACAAUUAAUUACUGGUAACUUAGCCUGUUGGUCAAAUUUACUCCCCACCUAGAAUCACAUCAAUUCCUUGCUGGAUCAUUUCUUUCUCUUUGCGCUCCUAUGUAAAUAUUUUUGGAUUACUUCGUCACUUUCAUCAUCAUCUUUUCUCAACAUUAUUCUCAUCUGUAUAAAUAAUUGUCACCUCUCAUCGUCAUGGGUUUCAUCUAAUCACAGGAUAUCAUCAACAUCUAACGCCUGGACAUUUACGUGUAGACAAAGCUUAAAGCAAGAACCGAUCAUUUUUUGGGAUCGUUAAAACCAAUCAAAGAUAUGUUUGAUAAGACAAAGAAAUUUUGGAAAUUUUUGAGGCAUUUAUGAAGAAAAGACAUUUGAGCAAUACCCAUCUUGGCGAAAAUACACUGCAGAGAAACCAUUCGAUUUUGGUUCGGUUUCUCAAGGAAGAGUUAGAUCGCAAUUUCUCCGACUAUUUGGUUCAUAAUUGGAAGAUUAGACAGAAACGUAGAAGACACCAAACAAUUUUCUUAUUUUGAUCAACAUCUUUACAAUUUAUUAUUGCUUCUACCAUUUGUAUAAUUCAAUGAUUAUUUUUGUUUUGCAGAUUAAGUAUUCUUUAGCGGCUAAGCUUUUGACUUGUUUUUGCUGGGAUAACCUUUGCUCAACGAAUACCAGAUUGUUUGGAAGAGAAAAAAUGAAAGAAAAUCAUCUUUUGAUUAUUUUCCCAGCGAACUGCUUGGCUUUAAAAGUCUCAAUCAAGUUAUUUACUAAAACAAAAAGACACGAAAAUGUACAAAACAUUUUCAAAUCUAUCUCUAUUUUUGUCUUUCUAAUUUCAUCUUUACGUUGUUAAAUCAAAUCAAUGAUGACACGAAGGGAAGCUCAUCUGAUUUGCUAUUUUAAAUCGCAAUUUGUCUGCAGUUUCUAUCUCAAUCAUGAAAAAAGACAAAAAAAAUGUUUAUUAUUAUUAAAUUUGUUUCUCUUUUUCUCAA